UCAUAACGUGAUAAUCGGGCGGCCGGCCGAACCGCUAUAAACCGAAACAUUCGGAAAUUACUUUAUAGAAAAUUAUUUUAUUCGAAACAUUUUUUAAGACUUAAGCUGUUUGUGAAGUGAUACUUAUAUAAGCGUUUAAGGAAACAGGCAAUAUGCAAGUUUUCGACAAUACUAUGCGCCGUGCAUCACGACGCGCCUCUCUGCGCCGCGGCUCCAUUUCAGUGCUGCCACAAAAGUCUGCCGAAAUUCCAUGGGACAUUCUGGAGCGUCUAUUGUUGCCAUUCCUGUUCUGUCAUGCUGCCGCAUUGAUUAUCUCAACAUUGUUGCACGCAUUGGACAUUUCACAUGUCUCCACGUUUGCGGUAUUCGUUUGGUUUGCACUCUCCACUGUUGGAGCGGUGCUCUUCUAUCAUUUCGUUAAGGUCUCCUCAUAUGGCAAAGGUGUGCUCAUUACUGGCUGCGAAACUCCCAUCGCUUGGUAUUUGGCUAAGAAACUCGACGAUUUAGGUUUCACUAUCUAUGCUGGCUUCAAUGUGCCCAUCGCUGAAUCAGAUGAGGCGAAAAUCCUGAAGGAAGAAACUUCCGGUCGUUUGAAAUUGUUGCAUGUGGAUGUGAGCUCGGAGAAAUCUCUACUUGAGGCCGCUGUCUACAUUUCCGAACAUUUGCCCGAUGGCGCUUAUGGCUUGUGGGCUGUGGUGCAUUGUGCUCACUGGGUUGCGCUUGGAGAGUUGGAGUGGAUUCCAUUCGGUGUAUUGCGCAAGUCAUUGGAUUUAAAUUUGUUGGGUGCCGCACGUUUGACCCAGAUUAUGUUGCCGUUAAUUCGCCGCUCAACUGGACGCGUUGUCUUCUUGACCUCAGGCCUUAGCAAAAUCCCGGCACCAGUGCGCGGCAUCCAAGGCGCCACCCAAGCGGCUAUUGAGAGUUUUGCCGGUUGUCUGCGUCAGGAAAUGCGCCAACGUGGUGUCGAUGUGUCUGUGGUGGCAGCCGGUGAAUUUACGCCCGGCAACGGUUGGCUCAGCGAGACGGAAUUGCGUGAACAGGCUAAGGAAAUGUGGGCCCAAUUGACCUCCGAACAGAAGAAAACCUAUGGUGAAGAUUACUAUGAAGCUGCUAUGACCUCAUUGGAGAAGUACUCAAGAGAGACCGCUGACAUACAACCCGCUCUGCGUGUGCUGAUCGAUGCCGUCUCGCGCACCUUCCCCAUGGCACGCUACACACCGGUGACUGCACGCGAAAAGAUCGAAAUUUUCAUGGCCGAACACUUGCCCACCGCACUCUACGAAAUCCUCUUCGCCGAGCCCAAAAAGAAGGUGCGUCCACAAGGUGCUUUCUAAAUGACAGCACCGCAUAGGCGAGCAAAGGAAAAGGCAAACAGACCAAAGGACACGGCUGCAACAGUAAAGAGCGUUCACUGCACAAAUUUAUAUUGUUGUGAUCAUUUGAAUAAUAAAUAUGAUUAGCAUUCGGUAAUAAACAGUUUAUAUUGGCCAAAUUGAAUAAGUAGCAUAGUCACACAUAUACAUAUGCAAUAAUUAACCAUACUCUAAAGGCGUAAUUUUUGUACUAAAAAAGCAUUUAUUUUUAUAUCCUUUGACGAAUUAAAUUUUUCAGUUCAAUAAAUUUCCAUUUGCCAUAGUUUGAAAGCGCCAAAACGCAUUUAAGUAAUUGUUUAAAUAUUGUUUUUUUUUGUGAACAUAUGUUCUUGAGUUGUCUCUAUGUAUGAAUUUGCAUUAAACAUUUAUUUCACUUUACUUGUGUAGUUCUUAAGCUCAUACGCAAUAAGCCAAAUUUUAACAGAUGUACUUAAAUAACUGUAUUUCUUUUGAAUAUGUAGGUAAAAAUUGUGAGAUUUUCAAUAAAGGUGAACACAAACAACGAUUGGACAAA
Molecule: messenger RNA, 1887 nt
Organism: Bactrocera tryoni
Lineage: Eukaryota; Metazoa; Arthropoda; Insecta; Diptera; Tephritidae
Product: D-beta-hydroxybutyrate dehydrogenase, mitochondrial
Exons: 9
Coding region: 153-1334 (393 amino acids)
Source: RefSeq, a predicted model, not a curated record